AUGACAUCACCUUGGCCAUUCUUUACAUGGGGAAUAGACAUUAUUGGGAAGAUUCACCCAACAGUAUCCAACAACCAUGAAUUUAUACUUGUAGCCAUUGACUACUUUAUUAAAUGGGUAGAAGCUGCUUCAUACAAAAUCUUGAAUUCAAAGAAAGUUGCUCAAUUCAUUCAGACCGAUAUCAUCUGUAGAUACGAGGUACUGCAUGAAAUUAUCUCAAACAAUGGGUUGCACUUCAAAGUAGAAACUGAGAAGCUACUACGACAGUUCAAUAUUCGACACCACAAGUCUUCACCUUACCGCCCUCAAACCAAUGGAGCAGUUAAGGCUACUAAUAAAAACAUAAGGCGAAUCUUGAAGAAGAGCAUAAAGAACUACAAGGACUGGUACCUACAGUUACCCUAUACAAGAAGUGGGGAGACUCAAGAUAGAAGACAGAAAAAUGGCGAAGGAGUCUCGUAA
Quercus lobata is the source of this 462-nucleotide messenger RNA. RefSeq lists its product as uncharacterized. Gene Ontology annotation, molecular function: nucleic acid binding. NCBI's taxonomy places the organism in Eukaryota, Viridiplantae, Streptophyta, Magnoliopsida, Fagales, Fagaceae. The coding region runs from base 1 to 462 and encodes 153 amino acids. The record is from RefSeq and is a predicted model, not a curated record. The transcript has a single exon. Gene Ontology annotation, biological process: DNA integration.